AGGAACCAAGGAAGGAAGGAAGGGUGCGACGGGGGCAAAGAGAAAUGGAGAUUGAGUAUGGGGACAUCACGAGCGACGAGGCUGUUGGCUUUUGCCUGCCGGAUCCUACGAAGGCCAGGGAAGACACCCUGAGCUUGCUGCAGGCGAUGAUCAGGAACCGAUGCGAGAAUUUUGGCGACGGGCUUUGCAAGGAAAGCAGAAGCAUCAAGGUUCUUCAGGACUAUCUCGAGGCACACGGGCUGCAGACAGAGCGUCACGCGAAACCAGAACGGCCAGAACGCCACAACAUUCUUUCCAGCAUCGGGUCCGGCUCCCCCAGAGUGAUGCUUGGCCCGGCACACGUGGACGUCGUCCCCGUCACCCCGGAUGACGCCUCCCAGGUUCCGCCGGUGUACAGCGGCUGGGACGAAGAUCCCUGGUCGGGGACGGUGACGGAUGGCGAGGUGUUCGGGAGAGGCGCGGUUGAUAUGCUCAACACCGUAGCAGCCAUGGCAGUGGCAUUCGUAAGCAUCAAGGAGAGCGGAGUGGCGCUAAACGGGACCCUUUUGUUCUGUGCCGUGAGCGACGAGGAGGCUGGGGGGGAAGACGGAGCCAAGUUUAUCUUGAGCGAUCCGGGACUGAAGCAUCUGUUCAACGCCGACUACUGCGUCACGGAGCUUGGGGGAGCGUCUAUCCCCGACUUCAGGCUGCGGCCCACGCUGUCGUUUUUCCAGAGCACCGCAGAGAAGGGCACGACCAAGGUGGAGGUAAAGCUAAGGGGGAGACCAGGCCAUGGCUCUGUUCCCAGGGCCGCAGACAACGCGCUUGUUAGGGCCGCGGAGGUGGUGAUGCGGGUACAUGCCUACAGCGCGCCCACGGUCAUCACACCAGAAUGGAAAGGAUUCGUGAAAGCAUUGCAGCUUCCGGGACCUAUAGAGUGGCUGCUGACCUUUCCACCGCUGCUGCCGCUAGUCCUGAUGGUUCUGCUCAAGAUUGGCAGUCCCAUUGCACCAGUGGGGCACGCGUUGACGCGGCUAACGAUGUCCCCCAACGCUCUUGUUGGAGCGGUGAAGGACAACGUCGUGCCUGGUGUCUGCACGGUGGCUGUGGAUUGCCGGACCCUGCCUGGCCAAAGCGAGGAGUAUGUGUUGGACCACGUGAGGAAGGCGCUAGGGUCCGACAUAGCCAGUGAUGUCGACCACUGCAGUAUUGGAGCACAAUCCCACAUACCCGCGUCGAGGUCGGAGCCUGACACGCCCUUGUGGAAAGCUAUGGAAAAGGCAGCUUCGGCGGUGAUCAAAGGCGCCUCACUCGUGCCAGUGAUGUUGCCGGGGGGUACGGACUGCAGAUAUUACCGCGGGAUUGGAGGGGCCGUUGCGUACGGUGCCAACCUUCUAGAACCUUCCAUGACUUUCGGUGAUUUGACAAAGCGGUUCCAUGGUGAAAACGAGCGCAUUGGCCUGCGGUCGCUUUGGACGAGCGUGCAGUUCUACUCUCUGAUGGUGAAGAACCUAAUGGUUGCCGAGUGAUCAUGCUUGGCGACGGGAUGCUUUAGGUAAUUCAAGAACAGGGGUUACGUUUCCUUCCGUUGAAUCUCGCCCUGGGUACUCUGCACAGGCUGCGUGACUGGAGGCUUUCGCCAAGAACCCGCGAGUCAUUGAUAGAUCCGAAGAAGGUGUUUUGGCGGGAGACAUGGUGCCGCUCGUGCGGCGGACUUUGGCCUUUUUCUUUGCUUGUGUAGAGUGGCCAUAGGAGGUCAUCAAUCACUCUUGUUCGGGAGGGCGAAAAGGUUGAGUUGUGCCUGAGUUGUGCAGCGAAUAGUCCAUGACGGAGAGUUCGUGUUGCAUGUUUGGCAUACCGCAUAGCAGCAGGGUCGGCUGUACACCCCGUGUUAAGGAAGUGCAAAAGUCACCAACGUUUGGUAACCCUUCCUUUAGUCCGCCUUCCCCAAGAACGGCUAAAAAUGUACAGGGAACGUAGGGGUCACGCCCCGAAAAGGAACGGGACACAGCACCAACGCGUCGUAGCGAACGCAUGUACGAGGGUUUCAUUUCAUACAUUAGGCCGAUCUCCUACGGUUUUGCAGUGGGCUUUAUUCAGAUUUGAACCUCGAUACACUCCCGGCCAACCGAUGCCAUGAAGUAAUAAUCAGACUAGUUAGGGCGACAAAUGCACCGUAUCUUGCAGGAAACGUUUCCCACCAAACCCGUAGCACAAACGCACCGCUGUACAACAGCAGUAGUACGAUUCCACCACACCAUAGGAAUGCCCGGUUGAUAGCCCUCCUAUCCUACGAUCUCCUCUACAACAUGGACCCUUGACACGGCCACCAAAAAAAAACAGACACGUGACAACCGCGAUACUAAUAAACGCUCGGCGAAAGUAAAUGGGUGGAAGGAAAGAGAUGGAAAUCCGAUCUUGCUUACUAUCGAAAUCCCUGCUGUAACAACCCGGGCCGCUCUUUCGUACAGCCCGCGUUCUCUAUCCGUUUGUCUUCCUUAAGAGGAAAAUUCGUACGAUUGCAGCAAGCAUGGUGAAUGUGUCGAGCCUAUCCACCCUGGAAGAACAUUAAAACAAUCAUAUUUCAGUUUUGGAUCUCAACACGUUUCUCUCCCAAGGCAAACAUUGUUGAUUGCUGCUGCCUUCACGCCAAUACUGCUCAGCCCUCAGUCCAUUAUCAACAUACGCCGCUUGGAUGAUGGAUAAAUUACACGUAAAUGGCGUCUACAGGCUUGAGCAAUCAUAUCUCAACAACGAUCCCGCGCAAAACACCGCAAAAACAGAGCGCCAACAAGCUUGGACCGAGGGCGCUGAAAACAACUACCCGCCACAGCCUCCUUUGCCCCACAAUCAGACCACACGGCAGCCUCGCCCGCGUCCAUUAAGUAACAAAAACGUUCGGACUCGGCC
Ectocarpus sp. CCAP 1310/34 is the source of this 2889-nucleotide messenger RNA. The record is from the annotation of a GenBank genome assembly. NCBI's taxonomy places the organism in Eukaryota, Phaeophyceae, Ectocarpales, Ectocarpaceae.